GCUGGCCCUUGUUAUUGUAAGGGUUUUGUUGCAUAGUUUUUCCAGCUACAAGAAAGCAAUCAUUUGGCAAAAAGAGAAAAAUCAGAAAAUCUUCUGGACCAUCAAGGAUUUCAAUGAGUUAUCUGUCGUAUUUGAAAGGCGGUGCAAUGUCCACAACAGAGCAACAAUCAACAGAGGCCUCUCCAUCUUCUAAUUCAAAUUCAUCCACUUACUAUGAAGCCGUAGAAGCAGAAGCAGCUAAUAAAUACGAACCAGUUUCUCCUCACUGGUUUUACUACAGGACAGGAGAUUCCAGAGAGAAAUGGAUUCCCUUCAGCGGACAAGAUUCAGAGAAGUUGGAAACAGCUUAUCAGUCUAGCAAGCAUUGCAAAGAGCUGAUUGUGCCAACUGAAGGGGGCCGGUAUGAUGUCCACUUAAAGGAGAGGGUGCGCUAUGCUGUAUACUGGGAAGAAGCUGAAUCAGAAGUAAGACGCUGUACUUGGUUUUAUAAGGGCGACAAAGACAACAGAUAUAUUCCAUAUCCUGAAAACUUCAGUGAACAGUUAGAGGACACUUAUAUGAUUUGUGUGACCUUAGACGAAUGGAAGAAGAAAUUGGAAUCUCCAAAUAGAGAAGUAAUCAUAUUACAUAACCCAAAGUUAAUGGUACAUUACCAACCGGUAGCAGUCACAGAUGAUUGGGGUGUGAGUCCUGCAGAACAAGGCCGGCCAAGGACGGUGAAGAGAGGAGUGGACAAUAUAUCUGUUGAAAUCUGUCAUGGGGAACCAACACAAAUUGAUCAUUUAGUUUUUGUUGUUCAUGGGAUUGGACCAGCUUGUGAUAUUCGAUUCCGGAGUAUCGUUCAAUGUGUCAACGACUUCCGCAGUGUUUCCUUGAACAUGAUCUCAACCCAUUUCAAGAAGGCUCAGGAACAACAACAAAUUGGUCGAGUUGAAUUUAUUCCAGUGAACUGGCACAGUACUUUACAUACAGGAGUAGAUGUAAAUUUGGAGAGAAUCACUUUGCCAAGCAUCAACCGCUUACGUCACUUCAUCAACGAUACCAUCCUGGAUGUGUUUUUCUACAACAGCUCUACCUACUGUCAAACCAUUGUGGAUACGGUUGCAUCAGAAAUGAACCGGAUCUACCUGCUCUUUUUGGAGAGAAAUCCUGAUUUCAAAGGAGGUGUCUCCAUAGCUGGCCAUAGCUUAGGGUCCCUUAUAUUAUUUGAUCUUCUCACAAAUCAGAAAUGCACAUUUGAUGAGCAAGAAAAAAAAGAGGGAUUACCAAGACUAGCAAUGGAUCAGGAAAUCAACAAAUCUAUGAAGGACAUCUUAGCAGAACUUGAUCUUUCUGAAUAUUAUGCUGUGUUUGAGAAGGAAAAAGUGGACAGUCGAGCAUUGGCCCUGUGCACGGACAAGGAGCUUAAAGAGAUGGGGAUCCCCUUGGGACCCAGAAUCAGGAUCCUGCACUAUUUAAGGAAGAGAAGCAACUACCAGGUUUUGAGACAAACCUCUGGAGCUGCUGAGGAAGGUGGAGAUGCCAACCAGGGAACAUCUGCAAUGCCCAUAUGUGCAGAAACCAGUUGUAGAAUUCCGGGUGUUAUAACAGGGCAGGUCUCUGCAAACUACCCUCAGCUUAUCUACAAUCCACAGAUUUUUUUUGCUUUUGGCUCACCCAUUGGGAUGUUUCUCACUGUACGAGGUGUGAAUAGGAUUGAUCCAACUUACACCCUGCCCACCUGCAAAGGCUUCUUCAAUAUCUUUCAUCCCUUUGAUCCAGUAGCAUACAGGAUUGAGCCCAUGAUUGUUCCUGAUGUGGAAUUUGAACCCAUGCUGCUUCCUCACCACAAAGGCCGAAAAAGGAUGCACUUAGAAUUGAAGGAAGGCCUCACUCGGAUGAGCAUGGACCUGAAAAAUAACUUGUUGGGCUCCCUGAGGACCGCUUGGCAGUCCUUCACCAGAACCUCAUUGCCCGCUGUGGAGGCAGGAGCCACCGGAGAUGUGGAACAGGAAUCGGAAGCUGAAACCAGCAUGGAAAAGCAACCUGAGGAGAAACCAGAGGAACCAACCACGUCAGCAAAAGAGGAUCCACCUCCAAUUAAUGUGGGGCUGCUGAAUGGGGGCCAUCGCAUUGACUACGUGCUUCAGGAGAAACCCAUUGAAAGCUUUAACGAGUAUUUAUUUGCACUGCAAGGCCAUUUAUGCUACUGGGAGUCAGAGGACACAAUAUUAUUGUUGUUGAAAGAGAUUUAUCAAACCAAGGGCAUCAGCAUGGAUCAGCCCCUCUUGUAGAGCCAAGCUGACCAUCUGCACAACUCUGGAUACCAAAUAUAUGCCCUGUGUCAUCUUCCUCUUCUUUUGUCCGAUAUGCCCAGCAUGCUUCUUCCUCACAGUCUGGAACUCUGGAAAAUUCAGUAUCCUAUUCAGGGAUGGUAGUGAGCAUCGAGAUCCUGUCCGAUUCCUGGUAUAUGCAGGCCCUUGUGAAUUAACCGAUCUGCAUUUUCUGCCUACAGCCAGUGUGUCUUUAGAUCUGGUGCAACACCAGUUGUGUCCCCUUCAGUUUAUGCACUAGUCAAGACUUGAAAUUGGUGCUAGAAUUUCACAUCUUGUCUCCAUUAGAAAAACCUCAAGAUGGGCAGUGAAGGACUUUUGACUUAUAGAAGCACUUCUUCUGAGGCCACACUGAGUGUUAGAUGUUAGACUGUUUGUGGGGAUUUCAUUUUUGUUUUGUGUUAUCUUAUUCCUGCUGCUGAUUAACCCAAGAAAGGGCUCAAGGCCAGAGCAAAAAAGCUGGGCAUUCUUCUCUGAAAUGAUUAUGGCAGUCAGGAUGAUCAUGCCAGCAACAGCAAUCUAUCGUUUUACUUUUCUAAAGCAGGGAAAGUAUAAAAUUACUUACCUGGGAAGGAAUUUGCAAAGCUUGUAAAUUCCUCUCCAUGUGUGGUUAUAAUGUAAACACUGUUGUAGAAUCUAUGUGUUUACAUUUGGAUGUGGGAGGUGCCAAACUUCAUAGAGCAGCAGCAGCUUGAUUUGCUGUUGUUUCAAUGCAUGCAACCAGGUCCUUGAAAGCAUCUGAAGAAUGAGGUCAUAUCCUAGAAACCACUGCCCACAUAGUAAUUGGACAGUAGAUUGUUUUUUCAGGCACCAGAUGAGGCGAACUCUAUACCAGCAAUUUUACCCGGGAACUCAGGGUGAUUGGCUGACCAUUUGGACAGUCAAUUCGCAUUGCUGGUUAGUCUUCCAGAACGUAAACUGAAUGCAUGGCUCAACAUAAUCUUGGCUGGUUAGUUGUGGAACACACCUGUGAUUUCAUGGUGUUAUGUAUGUUGGGCCCUGCAAUUGUUGCAUGACUUGUUUUGUCACAAAGUGGUCAGUUGCUUUUCUCAUACCGCACAUUUACAAAACGUUGUAGUCUCCACAACUGUCCUUCUCUUUUCAAGAAAGCCUUGACCAAGGAAGCCGCAAGCAGCAGGUUUACAAGUGGGAUGUGAUAACACUACACUCUGUUCACUUUGUGUAUUCUUAUUUUGUGCCAGAGACUUAGUUGUUCUCCUUGUUGUGUUUGCACUGUCAUUGCAUCAUUGAAUUUUCCAGCCCCUUGUGCUAUACUUGUGGCUGAACAGAAUGUCAUUUGACAUGGCCAAAUUCUCAAUUGGAGUAUCAAUAGGAAGUCAAGCAGUUGGAAGUUAAUGCACUUUGUAAAAUAUUACCUAUUUUUUUUAAAAAAAAAGUUAUUUAACUUUUUUCCAAUA
Molecule: messenger RNA, 3730 nt
Organism: Crotalus tigris (Tiger rattlesnake)
Lineage: Eukaryota; Metazoa; Chordata; Lepidosauria; Squamata; Viperidae
Gene: DDHD2
Product: DDHD domain containing 2
Exons: 18
Coding region: 114-2273 (719 amino acids)
Cellular component (GO): COPII-coated ER to Golgi transport vesicle
Molecular function (GO): protein binding; triacylglycerol lipase activity; metal ion binding
Source: RefSeq, a predicted model, not a curated record